Messenger RNA from Eptesicus fuscus (big brown bat), 3313 nucleotides. RefSeq names its product maestro heat-like repeat family member 5. Gene Ontology annotation, cellular component: cytoplasm. The transcript is spliced from 27 exons. The record is from RefSeq and is a predicted model, not a curated record. Lineage: Eukaryota; Metazoa; Chordata; Mammalia; Chiroptera; Vespertilionidae. The coding region runs from base 1 to 3258 and encodes 1085 amino acids.
AUGACCGUGGGAGCAAGCCUGGGGGGCUUCCAGGAGGAGGUGAACCGGGACCCCUCGGAGCUACGGGACCGCCUGGGGGGCCUGGUAAGGUUUGGGGCGAGGGACGUCGAGCUCCCCAGCCGCGAGAUCCUGGACGAGGCCCCCAGCAGCCCGCCCUGGGAGGAGGUGCUGGUGGACAGGGUCAGGGCCAUGUCGGUGAUGGAGAAGAGCCUGGUGCUGGAGGCCGUGCGCCAGUGCCUGCAGGAGCAGAACCAGCGCAUCGGGAAGGAGGAGGCGGCGGCCAUCCAGGAGCUCCUCGGGUCCCUGAACCUGGACCUCAGGCAGCCUUUGGAGAAGAACUUCCUGUUCCACUUCUACGGGCUGAUGCUGAGGGAGAGCCCCGGCGGGGACGUGGUUCGGAAGCACCUGGCGGGCCUGCUCGAGCUGUCCCACGCGUCGGCCGGCCAGCGGGCGGGCAUUGCGCUGGCCGUGGGCAUCGCGGCCGCCACGCACAUGGAGCUGGCGUGGGCCCUCCUGGAGCACGUGGGCCGCACCAGGUUCCUCAGGUCCCCCCCCACGAGCUCGGCCAGCCCGGGGGAAAGGCACUCGAACCCCAGCUUGCACUGGAAGUGGGUGGGCAGCACCGCCCUGCUGUGCUACGGGCAGAUGGCCGCGCGGGCCCAGAAGCAGGUCCUGCCCUGGGUGGACAACAUCGCCUCCCGGAUGGUCUACUACUACUCGAGCAGCAGCUACGACCACAUCCUGAGGAAGAGCUUCCUGUCGGCGGCCAUCAUGCUCAUGAAGGCGCUCAAGAGGGAGAGCAGCGCCCAGGGCUACAAGUUCACGCAGACGGCGGAGCUGGUCCACUGCCUGCUGUUCGCCCUGCAGAAGGAGCCCGACUGCCUGGUCAAUCCUUUCCGGCAGAAGAUCAUACUGGUCAUCGCCGGGCUCAGCAGCCUGCGGCCCAGCCUCACGCCCAAGGUCAAGUCCACCAUCCUGCAGACCUGCUUCCAGAGCCUGUACCAGCUGCCGCCCAUAGAGUCACUCAGGAGCUGCUGCCCUCCCCUGAAGUCAGACCCCAUGGUGCUGUACCAGAAGGCCGCGCAGGCUCUCAACCUGCUGCUGCAGACCUUCAUCUUGGAGAACAAGAGCAUGGACGAAGUCUGCUUCCUCCUGCAGCACACGGAGCCCUGGCUGACGUCCGCCCGGAGCGAGGAGCGCGAGCGGGCGGUGCAGACCAUCUUCCUGCUCCUGAAGUGCGUGGUGGAGUGCGUGAAACUCACCGAGGAGGCCAGGCCCUCGGUGCUGGGCCACCAGAUAGGCCUGCUGAUGCUGCUGUGGUGGGACAGGGUGGAGUUCACCAAGAGCCACGCCCGCCUGUGCGUCUGCCUCCUCCUCCAGCUGCUGGUCCAGCAGAAGGGGAACAUGACGGAGUUCAUAUAUUUGAAUAAAAUGAAGAAUUUCGAAGAAAAAGUCCACAAAGACUUGGAUGUGACGUUCUACCAUUUGGUGCAGGCCGUGGACGACCACCUGACGGUGGCCCAGCACACGCAGCUCAUCCUCACGCUGCUGCGCGCGCUCUCCAACCCCAGGCACGCCGACAGCGACCUGGCCUCCCAGCUGCUGCUCAUGGUCUUCGAGGACCACAGCAUCAAGCCCGAGCAGGUGGCCGAGAUCCUGCAGGGGCUGUUCCAGGAGCUGCCCGCCAUCUCCUUCAAGAACGUCCAGCAGACGGUGCUGAGGGCGGUGACGGUGCUGGGCACCCAGCACACCCAGGAGACCGUCGAGGUGCUGCUGUCCCUGUGCCACCCCUCGGAGAGGCAGGUGGCGCCCCUGUGGAAGGCCCUGGCCAGCAACAACCAGCUGGCCCGCAAGGUCAUGACCCUGCUCUACAUCAAGCUGAAGCUGCGGCCGCCCCAGCUGCUGGUCAGGCUGUCAGAGCAGGCGGAGCUCAUGUCCAUGCUGGCCCUGGGCACCAUUUACGAACUCCUCUACAUCCGAGAGUACAAGGCCAUCGUGCACUGGGCCUUUGCCGGCAUCCUGCUGGGCCUGCUCACGCAGCUGCACUACCUGUUCGAGCUGGGCGUGGUCGAGAGCAUCCCAGAGCCCCAGGAGGACGUCCUGGACAUGAAGCCCCUUGGCCCCUGCAGCACGUGCCUGGAGGCCCUGAAGGGCCUCUUCUGGACCACCAACUACUGGGAGGUGUUUGCCUACCUCAAGCUGCUGAGGGGCUGGGAGCUCUUCGGGCACGUGGAGACCUACACUGAGGGGGUGACCCUGCUGGCCAGGGCCAUGGCCCACUACGACUGCGAGGUCAAGGCCGUCUUGGGGCAGGCGGUCAUCUGCCUCAAGAGCGCAGAGGAACGGGACAACAUCGUGGCCAUCCUCAUCAUCACAGAGUUUCUCAACAGCCAGGAGAUCACCCAGUACAUGACCCGGAAAACCUUGAACAAGUUCCUGACCCUGGGCCUGACCAACCCCAGCCAGCUGGUGCGGGCCCUGAGCCUGGCGGGGCUCAGCAGCGUCCUCAUGCAGCCCAAGAAGUUGCAGCUGCUCCGGACCCGGAUGUUGGUGCUGGUGGACAGCUUCCAGAAGCCCGAGCCCCAGGACCUCCUGGGCCUGAUGGAGAUCAUGGGCGACACGCUGCACCGCAUGGGCCCGCAGGGCGUCGGCGCCUGCAGCCUCAAGCUUGCGCAGCGCCUGCGGCAGCUGUUCGACAACGAGCAGGAGGAGGUGCGCGGAGGGGCCAUUCUCCUCUACGGGGACGUCAUCUACAGCGGCGGCCGGAAGUACCAGCAGGCGCUCAAGGGCCACGCCUUCCAGUCCCUGGUGCCGCUGCUCUUCCACCUGGCCGACACCUGCCCCCAAGUGGUCAUGAAGACCAAGUUCACCUUCCUGCGCUGCGCCAUCCUGCUCAACUGGGAGUUCCGGAAGCAGCUGUUCAGCAAGCUGGCGUGGGGCCGCGGCCUGAGCGCCGAGAGCGACAUCUUCAUGUGCAUGGUGGAGAGCAACUUCGGCAGCUGCCACCUGUUCCUGCUGCAGGCCGCCGUCUACCUGCGCAGCCCCCACAAGAACCUCAAGCGCACGGCCAUGAAGUUCAUCGGCGGCAUCCUGCAGGACUACUUCACCAACCUGUGCUUCUACCUCAAGAGGGGCGACAUGAAGCUCUUCCGGACCCAGUUCGAGGUGCUGAAGCAGGAGCACGACUCCGCCAGCCGCAGGUUCUACCGGAACUUCCAGCACGAGGUGGUGGAGCUGUCCCGGUACGUGAGCCAGUGAGCGGCCGGGCCUGCGUGUGCCGGGCAUUCUCUCUAUUAAAGUGGACCGAGUCCCA